AUCUCGUGGAAUAAACCCCCCUCCCCACUGUCAGAUGAGCAUAGGUGUCUGUCAGGGGGGCGAAGGGUGGCCGAUGUUUACCGACACUAGUCGAGUGUCUCCGAGAGAGAGAGAGAGCCCGACAUAUUGUUGGUUAUUGGUUGAGCCCGAGUCGUGAAGUGCUGCUCUUGAGGGGGGCGAGGUUGGAAGGGAGGGAGACGACGAAGGAGAAAACCGGCAACGUUCACACAGAUUCCCACCUCUGAAAUCAUCCCGACAUCUCCGCCGACUGCACCGCUGCUCCGACCGGCCAGUUAAAGGCACAAAACAAUCAGUCAAGAUGGCGACAGUCAGUGUGAUCGCAUUCAGCUUUCUGCUCACCACAGCUCUUUCUGCGCCUGUGAAAGUUGAUGAGGACUCCAUGACCUUGUUCCACGGGGAGGAUUUCCACAUCAUGCUGCCCUCACUCGCUUUGGAGGUCACGUUUCGGAACAGGUCUGUUCCGCGGUCGGGCGAUGUGUUCCUGAUGCGGGGCGGCAGCGUGGUCCACAGUCGGGCCAAACUCAACCGCCACCUCAGCCACCUCAUUAUAGACGCUGUGGGCGAGGGAGACGAGGGCGUGUACACCGUGAAGAAUCUAGAGAAGCCAGAGGACAUCAGACGGCUGACGCUUAUAGUCCGAGAUUGCUCCAACGAGCAGAUCAUUAAAUAUGGAGACAACUACCAUGUUCCGCUGUUAGGGGUGACUCCUCCCAUCACCCUGGAGUACAGGCCCAGUGCUGUGGAGGCCAACCAGACAUCUAGACCUGCUCUGGUGCUGCUGACCAGUGCAGGGAUGUCCAGGGACGGGUACCAGGGUCGAAUCAGCGUCAAUGAGCGCUACGUCACCCUCAGGACUGUCACGGGUGCAGACGAAGGUAGCUACACUGUCAGGGAUGCUGAAGGUGAUAUCCAAAGGAAAGAGUGUCUCAACGUCAAAGAGCACCACAACUUCGUGACCUUGCCAUACGGUAAAACACUGAAGAUCAACCUGAUACUCAACAACUCCUUGGUCCAUCUCUACUACAGCCCGGAGAAAGACCCCACACCCCGUCUGCUGCUGGACAAGGGGGAAUUUACGAGUGCGCUAACCGAGCUGGGUCUUGAGGACCGUCUCAUUUUGGAGGAUUCAUGGGUUUAUCUGGAAUCGGUCAAGGGUGCAGAUGUGGGCGAGUUCAAAAUUACUGACAUACUGGGGUUCACUGUGUCCAGCAUCCACCUGGUACUACAACCCUACAAGCUGGAGUCACUGUAUGUGGCCAUUAUUGCCAUGUUGGGUCUGCUGGUCUUCCUCCUGCUGGUUUGUCUGCUGUCCUGCCUGAUCAAAGUGAAGAAGAGGGCCAAGAGGGCCGCUGCUCUGAAGAAGAUUGCCCAGAAUUCUGGCAAAGAGGAUGAAGGAGACGCCUUUAGACAGGUGGUCAAGAACAUCACCAAGCUCAGUGAUGAAUCCAAGCACUCCCAGGCAGACAAUACAGAGAAAUCUCAGAGCACUGAGGUGGAUAUUAAAGGUCUGGAGGUUUCCUCGAAAGAGGUUGGGGUCGGUAACCUAGACACCAGUGACUCUGGUGUUGGCUUUAACACCGCCCUCCCACUAGACACUGACACUGAUGCCGCUGAUCAAAACCUUGACUCUGUGGCCGUAAGCAUCUCUGUUGCCUCUGAAACCAAACAAAGUCCGCCGCCUGCCGCUGCUGAGUUCAAGCCAAGCACUCCUCCAGCUACGGAAAUUAAGUCCAGUCCAGUAGCUAAAACUAAAGCCUGCCCUGCACCCGAGACCAAGAAAACCCCUGAUCAGCCAGUGGAAGCACAGUUGGACGUGCCCAAACCAGCAGAUGUUAAACUCAGCCCAGCCUCGAGCCCUGAGCCCAAGGCUGGUCUGAGUCCAGCUGAUCCAAAGCCUGCACCCAGCCCAAGCCCAGAGCCUAAACCAGCUACUCCUAAAGCCACCACUCCCACACCGGAAAGUAAGAGUGCUCUGAUGCCCAAAGCCGAGUCCCCCAAACCAACCACACCGGAGCCUAUUACCAACGGUACACCUGAGCCGGGCCCGGAUUCCAAACCAAGCCCAGAUCACGCUGAUACUAUCGGAGCUCCAAAAGCAGCUCCCCCUAAAACCCCUGAAGCGGAGCAAAAAUCUAGUGGUGCCGUGCUGGAGGCUAGCAAAGACGACACCGUGGCUGAGGAUUCAACCACCACCACUUGAGAACUGCCCCUGCAAAAAACCCGAGGAAAGCCCCAGAGAUCUUCUCCGUCUACCGCCACUGUAGACAAUCGAACACCCCCCCCCCCCCCCCCCCAAAUAAUGAAGAAAACCACUGAAACUGUGGCAAAGACUUUGAUUUAACAUGUCUAAUGCCUGAACACAGUAAUACUUUGAUAACAGUAUCGCACUCACCAACUAACACAUAACCUUUGAGACUCUAAGAUUCAAAAAACUUCACGUAACAAAUGCGGCUUGUUGAUUUUGCAAAUGAAUUCCUUUGCAAAAUGUUUACAAAAAAACCCUCCACAUUAGGUCUUUUAUAACAUAAUGAGGGAGCCAGAAAGGUUUACAACAUUUCUUUAAAACAGGAAUAUACUCAGAUUCCUUAUUUGACCCGAACUACCAUCUAAAAUGCUUGUUCCUCUAUCAGCAUGUGAAUAGAACAGACACAAUGCAUGCAAUCUUUUAGCCAACGUCAUCUCAAAACAAUUUGUGAUGACACUUUUGAUUGGACAUCAUCAAAAUGGAAAUGAAAGCCCUCUUGAUUACACACUGUACAUAGCUGAAGUAUGGAUGUUAUACGCUUGUGCCGGUCCUCCGGCUUCGGUAACAUCUGCAAUACGCUAUCACAUAUAGAAAAAAAGAUUUGUUUUGUGUGACUUUACCCACACAAGAACACAUACUAAUAAUACUGACCCUACUAUUUAUAGGCUCUGAGAUUUAGAUUCAGACUCCCAGUGGAUAUCUCAGAUGAUUAAAUGUGUUUUGCAGGCUGAUCCCUCAAGUCUGGAUCAACCACUUUACUGCCUUUGAUCUGGAUUUCCCCGUGGCUCUAUAAAAAACACAAUAUUUCUUCAGUUUAAUAGCAAGCUGAUGCCAGCAGCAACUGCUUACAUCCUUUCAUUAUCCCUCCGUUCUUCCUUCUUAUUCCCUUGUUCCUUUGUCCGUCCUUCCUUCAAUGAUCCUCCCGCCUUCUCUCUCUCCUACCCCCUUCCUCUCCUUUCCUUUGCUGGGCAUCAUUCUCAACUUGUUAAGUACACGGGCUUCGACAGAUAUUAGGAUCAUGGUUCUGUGUUCAAAGUAGAUAUUUCCUCUGAAGUUUACGGUUGAGUUGACAGCUGUGUCUUUGGCCCUCUGAAAUUUGUCAAAAGCUUAAACAUUAAUGCCUUGCAUCUUAAAUGGCUCUAAAAUACUGCAGUGAGGUCUUUAUCAAUGCCACGACAUCAUCAAUGUGGAUCAACACAAAUCAGUCUUAGUUGAACUCUUGUAUGGAACAGAGGUGUGCAGAUACAUUUUAGUGUUACAAAAUGCACGUCUCUACCUCAUGUUUUAACUGACCACUGGGAAAACAAUGACAGUUCAGGUUCGGUGCACUGAAAUCUACAAAACGCAUUUUUAAGAGAAGCAGAAAAUGACAGCUGAGAAUACUCAAUCAAAUGAUUGAAUAUUGUGAGAGGUAGAUCCAUCUGCAACCAACUGGCCUUUCUUAGUUGCUCUGCUGUCUUAAAAUAGAGUUUUCUUACAAAACAGCAUCAGCAUUUAAAAAAUCUAUAUGAUAUGCAGAUGUGUUUAGAUGUCAGAUUUGAUACUAAGAUAAAUUAAUAUAAUAUAUAAACUUAAACAAACCAAAAAAAAAGAUCAAAUUGAGGGGCUUCGGUGUUGAGUGGACAAACGGUAUCAGAUGGUCAGAUGUAUUACACAAUAUAAAAAAAACUGGAUAUGCCUCAUUACUAGCUUGGAUCUCUGAAAAACUACAAACCAAUUGAGGCAAUUUUCUUCAUACACACAAAUACACACACAGACACACACAUUCCAGCCUUGUAAAUAUUGCAUGUGUACGCCGGUUUAACCCCCUUAAAGCUGAAUGUUUCUAGUGUAUAGAAUGGUUAUUGUAUUAUACUUGAUAAUAAAGAAGAAAACUAAUCUAAAUUUCUCACCAACCUUAAAUCCAGAAUAUAAAAUAUAUACACAUACAGUACUAUAUCCACUAAUAUUCACUAACGUCUUAAACUAAUUUAAGAACCAAAUAUUGUAAAAAUCCAUCAAGACUUUAUUCGAUCUUUUGAGAUCAAUUAUCUGCAUUUAUUGCCAUUCCAACCUGACAAUACUCACAGCAUACAGCAUCUCUCACAGUAUUUACAGAUUAUAUUAAAAUGUUUAACCUAUGCCACUUAAAGCACUGACUGCAGCAUGCCCACAACAUGAAAACAGGCUUUUAUUGUCCAAAAGUUGUGUCUGUGUGUGUGACCAGAGUAAUGUUUUAAUGUUGCCAUCAUUGUGUGUUUGGUUUGUGCCUAUGACGCACGUAUGAGUGUGAUGAUUUACGACCGAGUGUUUGUGCGUGUUGAAUCUAUGCAUAGGCAGUUUGUACAGAAUGACACAACUGUAGGUUACGUGUGCUCACCCGUCUGUUGUGAGGUAUUCAUGUGCCUGCUUACUUCGUCUUUCAACGUGAAGAAAACAAGUGCUGUGUUUAAGUCAUGAGUGUGAAUGUUUAAAGCCACAACAUAUUGUAAAAUAUAUUGUAACUUUGAGAUAUUUGAGUGAUUCUUGUCUUUGUUUAGUGCCUAAAAUGUAUACUGGAUAGUUGGCCUGUAUUCUGUCAUUUGCAGACACUCCUAAUGGCACCUUUUUCUUAAUAGGAAGGGUAUUCAAGAAAGCUGUUUGCACACCUGACUGAACAAAGUGGUACCACUGACUGGCCCUAUGAUGUGCUAAUGUGUAGGAGAUAUGUGACAGAUUGUAUUGAAAGUUGUGUCUGACUUUGAGGUUUUCCAGAUGACUCUGGGUAGCAUUAGGAGUGCUGAGUGUGCUCUAUUUGUAAGUGAGGGUGUUUUCCAUUACAUUUAUCAAGUCUGUGGCACAGUUAGGAGUACACGAGUGAAUUCAUGACAGCAGCAAAUGAAUGAUAAAGCUUUGUGUGGGUAACCCUCAGGGUUAUGUUGUGGUAAGCAAUUGAUGGGAGACAUUUCCAUGCACCACCUCUGCUGUAUAUUGUCAGUGGUUCCAAUACCACUCCAGAGUGAGUAGGGAUGUGAGAGAGGCAGACAGUGUGUGGUGGGCAGGACAAGCCUUUGGUUUACACAUUACCAGCAUCUUUAAGAAGGCUCAGUCUAGUGGGAUUGGAGUUAUUACAUCGAACUGGUUCCAGGGGGAUUCUGGUGUCGUACCCACCUCUGAUAACCCACUAAUAAAUUCACCACUACUUUUAAUACCACUGGCACUUCUUGCACUACGUGAGUUGUCUCUGCCCCGAUCUUCUCUGUUUACUUCUGCUGUUCCGGCCUGGGUGUGGUGUGACAUCCCACAUGUUCUCUCUGUACUCCCUUUUUGCACAACACUUCACACAGAUGUUUUUUAAAGAAAAUAGAUUUUUUUCUUUAUUUCAUGUCUAAAGGAAUACUAAGAAUAAACAAGUGAUUAUGACA
Anarrhichthys ocellatus (wolf-eel) is the source of this 5649-nucleotide messenger RNA. RefSeq lists its product as uncharacterized. The transcript is spliced from 11 exons. Lineage: Eukaryota; Metazoa; Chordata; Actinopteri; Perciformes; Anarhichadidae. Bases 320 to 2221 code for a protein of 633 amino acids. The record is from RefSeq and is a predicted model, not a curated record.